This is a messenger RNA of Polypterus senegalus (gray bichir), 7590 nucleotides long. Its product is annotated as gastrula zinc finger protein XlCGF57.1-like. Gene Ontology annotation, molecular function: RNA polymerase II cis-regulatory region sequence-specific DNA binding; DNA-binding transcription factor activity, RNA polymerase II-specific. Gene Ontology annotation, biological process: regulation of transcription by RNA polymerase II. The coding region runs from base 197 to 1717 and encodes 506 amino acids. The record is from RefSeq and is a predicted model, not a curated record. Lineage: Eukaryota; Metazoa; Chordata; Cladistia; Polypteriformes; Polypteridae. The transcript is spliced from 3 exons.
UACCAAUAACUUUCAAAAGAACAAGGAAAGUGAUGACAAAAUAAGCUCCUUUUCAGUAGAAAGCAGUUCCAGUCUGAGAUCUAAGGCAACCCCAUUGCAGAACUGUAAAUGUGAAGAGGACGUCUCUGAAGUGAGCAGUAGCCCAGGUGACGAGGACACAUCCUCAUUCAACAUUGUCUUGCAUGUAGUAGGUGCCAUGGAACAGAGUACUUUCCAGAUUAAGGAAGAGCAAUGUGAUGAGGAAUCUUUCCAGUUUACAGAACAUGCUCUGUAUGUGAAACAGGAGGUCUGUGAAUGGAGGCCAUCUGAUUUUAAAGAUAGAGACUUUGACCAGGAGAUUGUUAGCAUUAAAGGGGAGAGUUCUGAAAAAGAGUCUGUCUGCUUUAGGAAGAACAACUAUGAAACUGUAGGUCACCCCAAGGAAGAUGUGUCUUCAAAAAGUGAUACUGGGGUAAAGAGGUGUCCAGCAGUAAAACAAGAAGUGACUGAUUUAACAUCCAUUGUGCAUACUGAGUGCUUCUCUCAGCAACAUCCUGUGUAUGUCAAGCCUGAGACAUUGGAGUCCGAUGAGCUGCUCAUCCAAGAAAUGUGCUGCAGGAGAGAAGACCAUGAACAUGCACAUUAUGCUUCACGGCCUGGGAAACCAGAUUUACCAGACGAGAGCUCUUCAUUUGCACUGGAUACUCAACAUCAUGAAAAUAUAAAAGAGUCAACAUUUGUGGCCAAAAGUAAGAACUCAAAAGCUUUGCCCUAUAACAAGAAACCCUCAAGUGUAGAGGGUUUACAGAACCUCAGGAGAAUUCGAACAGGAAUUGGCACAGUCCAUUUAACAAGCGACCCAAAUGUUCACGUUAGAGGGACUCUACAUUGCUGUUCUGUAUGUGGCAAACAGUUCUCACGUUUAAGCAGUUUUCAGGUACACAUGAGAAUUCACACUGGAGAGAAGCCACAUUGCUGCUCGGAAUGUGGAAAGCAGUUUUCAACUAUAAGCAAUCUUCAAGCGCAUAAGAGAAUUCACACUGGAGAGAAACCGCAUUCCUGUUCUGAAUGUGGUAAACAAUUUUCACAACUUGGGCAUCUUCAAACACACAUUCGAAUUCACACAGGUGAGAAGCCAUAUUGCUGCUCAGCUUGUGACAAACGAUUUUCACACAAAAGCAGCCUUAAAACACACUUACUGAUUCACACUGGGGAGAAGCCACAUUGCUGCUUUGAAUGUGGCAAACAAUUCUCACAGCUCAGCCGCCUUAAAGCACAUGCACCAGUUCACACUGGACAAAAGCCACAUUGCUGUUCGGAAUGUGGCAAGCAAUUCUCACAGCUUGGUUCUCUUCAAAAGCACACAAUAAUUCACAGCUUAAAGAAAACAUAUUGCUGUUCUGAAUGUGGUAAAGGGUUUUCCUACAUUAGCAGUCUUAAGACACACACAAGAAUUCACACAGGCGAGAAACCACAUUGGUGUUCGGCAUGCGGCAAACGAUUUUCACACAUAAGCAGUCUUAAAUCACACACAAGAAUUCAUACUGGGGAGAAACCACAUUGCUGCAGUGAGUGUGGCAAACGUUUCACACAAGUUGGCCAUCUUCAAAAACACAUGAGAACGCACACAGGAGAGAAACCACAUUGCUGUUCUGAUUGUGGCAAACAAUUCACACAUACAAGCAGUCUUCAGAGACACAUGGGAAUUCACAGAAAAGCAGUACAAAAAAUAUCAUGACCAAAAAGCAUAGUUUGCACUUAUUGUGAUGGAGCACAGAUAAACUCAUAUGGAGAUAUUAAUCCCUAAGAGGUAAACGGGACAUGUUUAAAACAGGUGUAUGACUACGAUUGAAAAGACAAUGGCCAGUACUCUUGUUUCAACCAAAUGUGGACCAAGACCUGAAGCAAGAACAAGCAAUCGGAGUUUGAUCAUGGCUACGUUAAAUGUUAGACAGUGAACAAGGUUGUUCACAGAACCCAAAACCAGUAAGUUCAGAAGAGGUGAACUGGAAAUGGUCAUAAUACUUUGUUUUGAUAACUAAGAGCCGGCAUGCUCAACCACACAUAAAGAAUCUAACAUCCCAUUUCUAAGAGACAGUGGGACCACAGCAUUGGACAAAAUGACAGCAGAAGGAGGGUGGACAGAUUGUGUGGCAAGGAAACAAUCUGACUUCUGAAUUCCAAGUUGCGGACUGGCAUGUGGUUCAGGGUUUGUUUCUACUUUGCACUUGAAGUUGCCAGCAUAGGCUUGAAGUAAAUGGGUUCAGUAAAAGAGAGGAUGAAUUCCAGGUCAACGCUUAGAAGAGAAGAGAUAGAAAAUCAAACAAAAAUGUCAUAGAUAUAGUCGGUAAGGAUGCUGUCUGUUGAAAACAGGACUAGAGAAAAUCCAUACCACUUUAACUUUUAAGGCCUGCUUAAGAUUGCCUUUCAUAUUAGUUUGCUGAAUAAGGCUUAGCAAAUGGAAAAUGUGAGUAUUAUGUAGCGUUCAUGCAACCAAAGUAAAAGAGAAAAAGGAGAGCAGGACAAAAAGGAAGCCAUGAAUUAUUAGUAAGGCUGAUUCAUGUUAUGGCACUGCACAAAUAAUAAUUAUAAUAAUACAUGUUAUUUAUAUAGCGGCUUUUCCAUGUUCGAGGUGCUUAUAUUUCCAAAUGGACACAGUAGUGCUGUAAGAAGCCCCAUAUGUCAGAUCAUUCUUAUAGUGUUUGAACAAACACAUCAGCUUUCAAACAAGAGAGCCCUCCACUAAUAUUGACACCCUUGUUAAAUAAAAGCUAUAUGUGUUGUCUUUACUGUUUAUUCUCUCGAUCUUUCAUUCAAAAUAUUAACAAAAAUAUCUGAUGCUGCCGGGAUAGGUAAGGUCUGCCUUCCCACAAGCUUGAAAUGGAUUAAGUGGGUUUGAGGAUUUACAAUAAUAAACAAAAUAAAGUUAGGGAAACAACAGCCAAAUAAAUGCAAAAAAUAUAUAGGGUAGCUAAUGUAGCCUUUCCAAACAUUAAAAUCUACAAUCCCGUAAUACAAUCCCGUAAUAAACCAUUCACAAGACUUAGACGUGAUAGAGCAGACAAACUUAGCGGACACAAAUAAAGUUAUUUAGCAGAACUUCCCGUACAUUUCUCCGAUCCAGGCAUCUGAAUUUUAAACAAAUAGGGAUAAAAUUGAUUGGAUGACAGAAACGCCCAAAAGAAUCUUGAACCAUUGGACCAAGUAUUUAAAGUAUUUUCCCCCGUGACCUCUACAUCUGUAGAUGGGGUAAUUAAAAACAACAUUCUAAAUUAGUCUAGCAAUUUGAGUCUGACGGUCGAUCAAAUUUCAGUUUUACAAAAAGGGCUAACCUUCACGCCCAUCCCACCAGUUAGAGUCCAGAGGGAAAAUAUUAAAAUGAAAAUUUUUGACUAUCACCGGAGACUAAAAUUAGCCACUUUCUUUGAGAAUGAGACAAAUUUAGAAAACACUCCUUUUUUGCCUUAAAUCAGAUUGUCAGCUUAAUAUAGAACAAGUCCCGCUGGAAGUAGCGAGAUAAUCGAGAAGGACAAAAGACAGAUCCAGGAAAUAGUAAAUGAAAAUCACAAUUUACCGUACAAUCCAAUGAAAGGUGAGGGGAGAGGCCCUGAGAGAAUAGCAAAAUAUAACUGAAAUAAUAAUCAAAUCAGUGGAUAAGGGCAGUGCAAUCAUGAUUCAGACCAGGCAAGAUUACAUUUUUGAUGCUCUUGGACAACUAAGCAAUACGGAACACUAUCCAAAAUUAGACAUCCUGACUUUUCCAGGAACGGCCCAAAUAAUUACGCAAACCGUACAGGGACUAGUCAAAAACAGUUUCAUCAAUUAAAAACAGGUGGAGUUUCUAAUGCAUCCCCCAGCUCCUUAAAAAAGGAAAUUUUAUUUACUGCUGAAAGGAUCCCAACAUGUGGACAAUUCCGCACAAAAUUCCACCGGGCAGACCGAUAGUAUUAGACUGUUUAGUGAAUCAUACAACGUGGCCCAAUGCAUAGAUUAUUUUCUCUACUCACUCUCAACCCGGCAUCCGAGCUACGUAAAAGACAUGUAUGACUUAAUUGACAAGGUCAAAUUGCUUAAAAUCCUGGAAAAUGUGAUGUUGUUCACAAAUGAUAUUGAUAGCUUGUAUGCUAAUAUCGAAACAUAUAGAGGAUUCUAGGCAGUCCAAAAAUGGUUUGAGAAAUACCCGGACCUGAUCAGACCAGACAGGGAUUUAUUAUGCUUUUUAGUGCUUAGUCUGACCAGGAAUGACUUUGAAUUCAAUUCUGAACAUUAUCUACAGAUCGAAGGCGCCGCUAUGGGUAAAAGAUUUGCUCCGUCGUACGCUAACAUUUAUGUGGCAGAAUGGUAAAAGACAGUGUUUCCAAAAUGUCUGUUCAGACCCAGCAAUUGUAUCCAAUAUUUAGAUGACAUCUAGGUGACGUGGGAACACAGCCAAGAGACGUGCGAAUCGUUUAUAGGGAUCUUAAAUACUCCCCACCCGUCCAUCAAAAUCAAAUAUACUAGAGAUGUCCAGAGUGUUCAUUUGCUGGACACCACAGCCUACAAAGGUCCAGACUUCCCAGAGAAGAGCAAUUUGGAUAUUAGGGUGUAUUUCAAAGAGGCUGAUACACACACGUUAUUACACAAGUGCAGUUACCACCUCCCACACACCUUCCUGAGUCUGAUCAAGUCCCAACUGCUUCGCUUCCAUAUAAUAUGUAGUAAAGCUGAGGAUUUUAACACAGCUAGUAAAAUCUUGUUUAAAGCGUUGAGAAAAAGAGGUUAUGCAAGAUCAUUUUUAAGACGUGGCUUUGGAACUUUUCUGCAGAGCAAACAGGAUAAUGACACACAACAGAUUUUGCCCUUAAUAAGCGCCUACUCUUUGUUCAGUCAAAAGGCGAACUGAGCGGUUAAAAAUAAUUUGCAGGAAGCUCAACAGGCAGACUCCAACUUUCUGACAGGAUAUAGAGUAAUCUCCGCCUUUUGUAAAAAUUCCAGCUUUUAAAACAAGCUAGUCUCGAGUAAAAUCAAAAAUAUGAAAAGAGUCCUGGUCCAACCACAAAAAUACUGGAUUAAAACUAAAAUGAUUCAGAAUGUGAUAACCAAGGUUUCAUGUCUGACACAGCAGGGACAUAACUUAAAUACCAAAAACUGCAUCUAUCCAUUGUAAAUAGUGCCAAAUUAUCUACAUAGGAGAAACAGGGAAUGCCCUUCGGACAAGACAUCACCAGCACAUGCAUAAUAUCAGAAACGGAAAGGAACAGCACACACACUUAGUGCAGCAUUUUUUGUCUCACGACUUACAGUCACUUGCAGUCACCAUAUUUGAACAUAACCCUAAAUGGCUGAGUAAGGGAAAGAAAAGACUUGGAUGAGAACACUCAGUACUGAUUUUCCAACAGGUCUGAACAUAAGUUGAUCUCGGUGACAGCCCAAAACAAAUUAUUGCAGAUGGCCUGUGCCAUGGGGUAUCCAUAGGACUUAAUGCAUUCAGCUCAACUUGUUAGCACUGCUGAUGGUCCCAAUGGGAACCCUGCUUUUCCCUAAAAUGUAACCCUAAGCCUACCCCUAACCCUCCUCCCCCUCUCACUCCUCUUACAUCAGUAGACAAAUGAUUGGUUAUGCUAGAUAUUAAAACAUGGCACCCGCAAUUCACAGAACCUUGUCUCGUUUUUAAUGGAUGUAAAUGUAUAUGAUGUACAGAUUUGUGAGACAUAAGGUGUCCAAACAGAAAUAUUUAAGAAUAUGACAAUAUAAAAUUUGGGUGCUUUCUUACAAAAAUUACAACCAAAUUUUAUUCCGAGAAAAAAUAUUCUUUUAAUUGGAUAUUUAGAUAUUUUACAAUCCAAAUUUGUUAAAAUUAAUUUACCCCCACUAGUCUUAAUUUUUACUAAAACUUUCCCUAAUGCUAAUCUAUAUUUCACACAGAUUCUAUUUACCACAGAUCCGAAAGUGAAUGAGCUCAUAGUCAAAUAUCACAUUAAGGUAUUAUUAUCCCCGAGAAUCUCUCUUAUUAGAGAUUCAGAAGAGCAGUAUAUGUUGACUUUUGAUUCUGCACAGGAAUUGAUGAGAUAUUGGCUGGAGAAAAUGAAUAUUUUUUAAGUAUUUAUUGAUUCUGUCCUUGCCCUUUAUCUUUAUGUUUGUAGAACUGGGCCCUGAGGUUAAAAUAUUAUUUAUACCCCUUUGUUUUGAUUAUUACAGAUCCUGCCCCCACCCUUAAUCCUAAUCUUAAUGUUAGUGAAACUGGGUCCUGAAGUUAAAAUGUAAUCUCACCUCAUGACCCUGAUGUCAAUAUUAUUUCAAACCUUAUACAUUUUUUUAAGAAUUUAAGUCCUACCCCUAUCUCCAUCCCUAAUCUUAACCUCAGGGCCCAGUUUCAUGAAUAUUAAGCUGAAGUCUCACCUCAGGACAAUGAUGUUAAUUUAGUAUUUGAACCCGUGUCCCAUUAGAAAUUAAAGGUCCUGCCCCUAUCCCCAAUUCUAAUCCUAGUAUGUGUCAAAAGCCCUAAUUUUCAUUAGUAUUUAAGGCCCUGAAGUUAAAAAAUAGUUCUCAGGACACUUAUUUUAAACCAUUAUUUAUUUGCUUUUUUACGUUUUUCAGUGCCUGAUAUAACUUGUUUUUAACACUCAAUUACCCUAAUUUUAAUGUCCUUUUAAAGUUCACUAUUGAUAGAGAUUGUAUUCAUUAUUUAUUCCAAUUUUUAGGCAGUUUUAAAUUUGACCAGUAGGGGGUGUCUUGUUUGAACCCUCUAUUUUAGUCACUGUUUUUACUACAAAAAUGACUGGAAUUUAUAGGAAUAUCUAAAUACUAAUCAAUUUUAAUGGGGUUUUAGAGUGUUUUUAUUCACUUAAAAGUAGAGGGUGUAUGUCUCCUUAAAUAAACUUUUGUUUUUGAAAUUAAGUGUGCCAGAGCAUGCAAGUAGUGGCCAUAUCCCCUACCCCUAACCCUACAACACCCUAGUACUACAGUAAUACUUAAUAUUUUAUUUAAUUGCUUUGGGGCUUUGCCUUGAGAUCAAGAUUGUUAAACCCCUAAAUACUUUCUCAGAAGAUUCUGCAAGAGUUGCAACAGUAUAAGUUGUUUGUUGUGGUGACCAGACCUUCACACAGGCCUCCAGAUAUGGGUUCAGUACUGCCACUUUCAGUCUGUGUUUAAAUGUCCCUUGAUUUACAUUCAGCAAUUCUUACAGUGUAACCAAAUAUUUUAUUUGCCUGUCAAACUGAUUUUGCAUUGCCUUGAGGAUGAGAAUGUUAUACUGCCGUAAACCCUUACAGAGUUUCUCAGGUGUUGCUUCCUGUACUUGAACUUGUAUUUAUAAUUGUGUUGUUUUGCCUGCUAGUUGCACUUUUGACUUGUCUAAGUGUAAAAGGUGUUUUCAAGUUCAGGUUGAAAUUUGUUAUGUGCACACAGUACCAUGAGUUUGUCCACUUUGCCCACUUCACCCCCAUUUGGAAUGCUCUCUGCUUGUGUGUACUGUUUAUCUCCUGCCUGUCAUCUAACUUGAAAUGCACAUUUUGUAAUUUACACCUGACACUUGGAGCUUCUAGCUGAAGGAGUAUGCAUGGCAGCAGAGCCAUAUUAAAGGCUUUUUGAAGGUUUAAAUAAAUGUGCUGUAUGCCUUGAUUUUGUUCACUA